GUUUUUUUUUUUUAGUGUUAGUUUGUUGUGAAAACAUUUACAGCAAAUGCAGAGCUCUCAUCUCUGCCUAAAAUUUCCCUCCACUUGCAUUGCUGGCCUAAGUGGAUACUCCCCAGCUGGCCACGUCCAUCAUUACAGUCAGGUCUAAGGAUUCCUGAUUAUACUUAGAGCCUGCGGCGCUGCAGACACAAACAGUCGUUAGCGGACGGCGGCCCUAUUUGUAACAAACUGUGCUUUAAAAUGUAAACCACGGAGCGUUUUCCUCACGUUGUCCAGAAGAGGUCUUCAUCCUGAGCCUGGAUCAAUCAUGAGAGAGCGCAUCCACAUUCCACUGUUACAGAUUCUCACCCUGGUUGCCUUCAGCGGGACUGAGAAACUUCCAAAAGCUCCUGUCAUCACCACGCCUCUUGAAACUGUAGAUGCCUUAGUGGAAGAAGUAGCAACAUUCAUGUGUGCCGUGGAAUCCUACCCCCAGCCUGAGAUUUCUUGGACCAGGAAUAAAAUUCUCAUUAAGCUGUUUGACACCCGCUACAGCAUCCGGGAGAAUGGGCAGCUCCUCACCAUCCUGAGCGUGGAAGACAGUGAUGAUGGCAUCUAUUGCUGCAUAGCCAACAAUGGAGUGGGAGGAGCCGUGGAGAGCUGUGGCGCCCUGCAAGUGAAGAUGAAACCCAAAAUAACACGUCCUCCUAUUAAUGUAAAAAUAAUAGAGGGCUUGAAAGCAGUUCUGCCAUGCACUACAAUGGGCAACCCCAAGCCAUCUGUGUCCUGGAUCAAGGGGGACAAUGCUCUCCGAGAAAACUCCCGAAUUGCAGUUCUUGAAUCUGGGAGUCUAAGGAUCCAUAAUGUGCAAAAGGAAGAUGCGGGACAGUACCGGUGUGUGGCCAAGAACAGCCUGGGCACAGCUUACUCCAAACUGGUGAAGCUGGAGGUUGAGGAAGACAGUGAGCCUGAGCAGGACACUAAAGUUUUUGCAAGAAUCCUGCGGGCUCCCGAAUCCCACAAUGUCACCUUCGGUUCCUUCGUAACCCUACGCUGCACAGCGAUAGGCAUCCCUGUCCCCACCAUCAGCUGGAUUGAAAAUGGAAAUGCUGUUUCUUCAGGCUCCAUUCAAGAGAGUGUGAAAGACCGAGUGAUUGACUCAAGACUCCAGCUCUUCAUCACGAGGCCAGGACUCUACACGUGUAUAGCUACCAAUAAGCAUGGAGAGAAAUUCAGUACAGCAAAGGCUGCAGCCACUGUCAGUAUAGCAGAAUGGAGUAAAUCACAGACAGACAGCAAAGGCUACUGCGCUCAGUACAGAGGGGAGGUGUGCGACUCGGUCCUGGCGAAAGACGCCCUUGUCUUUUUCAACAUCUCCUACACCGACCCCGAGGAGGCCCAAGAGCUGUUGAUCCACAGGGCGUGGAGUGAGCUGAAGGCUGUGAGCCAGCUGUGCCGGCCAGCUGCCGAGGCUCUGCUGUGUAACCACCUCUUCCAAGAGUGCAGCCCCGGAGGAGUACCUGCUCCCAGGCCCGUUUGCAGAGAGUACUGCCUGGCGGUGAAGGAGCUUUUCUGUGCAAAGGAAUGGCUGGCAAUGGAAGGAAAGAGCCACCGAGGCCUCCACAGAUCCGGGAUGCAUCUCCUCCGGGUGCCAGACUGCAGCCAGCUUCCCAGCAUGCACCGGGACCCCAUGGCCUGCACAAGACUGCCAUAUUUAGAUUAUAAAAAAGAAAACAUAACAACAUUCCCAUCAGUGGUGUCCUCCAAGCCGAGCGUGGACAUUCCCAAUUUGCCUUCCUCCACGUCUUCCUUUGCUGUCUCGCCCGCGUACUCCAUGACUGUCAUCAUCUCCAUCAUGUCCAGCUUUGCCGUGUUUGCUCUUCUUACCAUCGCUACUCUUUAUUGCUGCCGGAGAAGGAAAGAGUGGAAAAGUAAGAAAAGAGAGUCAGCAGCGGUGACCCUCACCACAUUGCCUUCUGAGCUCCUUCUGGACAGACUCCAUCCCAACCCCAUGUACCAGAGGAUGCCUCUCCUCCUGAACCCCAAGUUGCUCAGCCUGGAGUAUCCCAGGAAUAACAUUGAGUAUGUCAGAGACAUCGGAGAGGGAGCAUUUGGAAGGGUCUUCCAAGCGAGGGCUCCAGGCUUACUUCCUUAUGAACCUUUCACUAUGGUGGCUGUGAAGAUGCUUAAGGAGGAGGCCUCGGCAGACAUGCAAGCCGACUUCCAGAGGGAGGCAGCCCUCAUGGCGGAAUUUGACAACCCCAACAUUGUGAAGCUCUUAGGUGUGUGUGCGGUAGGGAAGCCGAUGUGCCUGCUCUUUGAAUACAUGGCCUAUGGUGACCUCAAUGAGUUCCUCCGAAGCAUGGCCCCUCACACCGUGUGCAGCCUCAGCCACACUGAUCUGUCCACGAGGGCUCGGGUGUCCAGCCCUGGUCCCCCACCCCUAUCCUGCGCAGAACAGCUCUGCAUUGCCCGGCAGGUAGCAGCUGGCAUGGCCUACCUGUCGGAGCGCAAGUUUGUCCACCGGGACUUGGCUACCAGGAACUGCCUGGUGGGGGAGAACAUGGUGGUGAAGAUUGCAGACUUUGGCCUCUCUAGGAACAUCUACUCCGCAGACUACUACAAAGCUAAUGAAAAUGACGCCAUCCCUAUCCGCUGGAUGCCGCCUGAGUCCAUCUUCUACAAUCGCUACACCACGGAGUCGGAUGUGUGGGCCUACGGUGUGGUCCUCUGGGAGAUCUUCUCCUACGGGCUGCAGCCCUACUAUGGAAUGGCCCAUGAGGAGGUGAUUUAUUAUGUGAGAGAUGGCAACAUCCUCUCCUGCCCUGAGAACUGCCCCUUGGAACUGUACAACCUCAUGCGCCUGUGUUGGAGCAAGCUGCCCGCGGACAGACCCAGCUUCUGCAGUAUCCACCGGAUCCUGCAGCGCAUGUGCGAAAGAGCAGAGGGAACGGUGGGUGUCUGAGGUUGACCAAGCUCCAACAACAACACCUGCUAGGCUCUUUUCCGACUGUGAGUGGGAGGAAUCCCACAGCAGAGGCUGGGUAAGACCGUAUAAGAAAGGGUUUAACAUAGACAUCCCGAGCCAGUUGCCUGUUUGCCGGGAGAAACACACCGUGAAGAACCCACGGGUUAAAGGGUCACAUUGAAAUAUGUAGUUGGAGACCCAGGCUAGGAAAGAG
This is a messenger RNA of Acomys russatus (golden spiny mouse), 3161 nucleotides long. It is a transcript of the gene Musk, whose product is annotated as muscle associated receptor tyrosine kinase. Gene Ontology annotation, cellular component: signaling receptor complex. Gene Ontology annotation, molecular function: ATP binding; protein binding; transmembrane receptor protein tyrosine kinase activity. The record is from RefSeq and is a predicted model, not a curated record. The transcript is spliced from 17 exons. NCBI's taxonomy places the organism in Eukaryota, Metazoa, Chordata, Mammalia, Rodentia, Muridae. Gene Ontology annotation, biological process: multicellular organism development; positive regulation of kinase activity; protein phosphorylation. The coding region runs from base 308 to 2944 and encodes 878 amino acids.